This is a messenger RNA of Camarhynchus parvulus, 2720 nucleotides long. RefSeq names its product SSX family member 2 interacting protein (gene SSX2IP). The record is from RefSeq and is a predicted model, not a curated record. The transcript has 15 exons. Lineage: Eukaryota; Metazoa; Chordata; Aves; Passeriformes; Thraupidae. The coding region runs from base 260 to 1999 and encodes 579 amino acids.
CCGCGGGGUUCGCUCGGGAGCCGCUUCCCUCCGGCUCCUGCGGCCGCAGCAGGCUCCGGCUGAUCCCGGGGACGCGGGAGAGCCGCGGCGGGGCUGGGGCUGCCGGCGCUGUGCUGUAAGGCCCAGCGUUUGCUAUCUCUGUGAGGCUACAGCGGCAGAUGCUCGGAGGAGAUGCCUACGUAACACACGUUGCCAGCAAUUGUACUGAAUACUUUGCUGCUGAACCAGUUGCUCAGGUACCCAGCCUGUCUCUGUUGCUAUGGGAGAUUGGAGGACUGUUACUGUGCCGCUGCUGUCAUCAGAUAGCAAAACUAAAUUUCCAUAUACCUCAGAACGGAAAUCUCCUACAAGCAUGAGCUCAGAAGUGCUACGCUUGUCACUGCCUUCAUCCAAAAGCAUGCACAGCUUUUUCAGUGCCUUCUGCACAGAAGAGAAUAUUGAACAGAGUAUAUCCUAUAUUGAUAGGGAAUUAACAACGAUGGGGUUUCCCUCUAUUUAUGCCGAGUCCAAAGGAAAAGAAUUAGAUUUAGUGUCUAUGGUCAACUGUAUGAAUGAAUUGCUUGUACUGCAGCACAAGAACCUCCGAGCUCAGGAAGAAAUAGAAAUACAGCAUCUGAAACUGGGAAGUGAUAUGGAUCACUUGCAGAACUGCUAUUCUAAGUUAAAGGAACAGUUGGAAUUAUCUAAAAGGGAAAUAGUUGGGCUUCAGGAAAGAGACAGACAACUGCAAAGCAAGAACAGAAAUUUGCACCAGUUACUUAAAAAUGAAAAGGAUGAAGUUCAGAAGUUACAGAAUGUAAUUUCAAGUAGAGCUACACAAUACAAUCAUGAUAUGAAGAGGAAAGAGAGAGAAUAUAACAAAUUAAAGGAGCGCUUACAUCAGUUAGUCAUGAAUAAAAAAGACAAAAAGUUAGCUAUGGAAGUUCUAAAUUAUGUUGGUAGAGCUGAUGGGAAGAGAGGUGCAUGGAGGACUGAUAAGACAGAAGCCAGAAACGAGGAAGAAAUGUACAAAGUUCUGUUAAGUGAUUAUGAACAACGCCAAAAACAGCUUUUACUGGAAAAUACUGAGCUAAAGAAAGUUCUUCAGCAAAUGAAGAAAGAUAUUAUUUCACUUCUUCCACCACAGAAACAAAAACCUAAAGAAAGAUCUGAAGAUGGGCUGGUGCUGUCAGACCAGGAGGAAGAUAUUGGAGAAUUAAAUAAAGAGAAUAUGUGGGAAUUAUCUUGUGAAACUGUGCGGGAACAGCUUACCAAUAGCAUUAGGAAGCAGUGGCGAAUGUUGAAAAAUCACGUUGAAAAGCUGGAUAACCAAGUGUCACGUGGACAUUCAGGAGCUUUGAAUGAAAAAGAUGUCAUUUCAAGAGAAGACCAUGAGCUAGAAACUGGAAAGUUAGAGUUAGAGAUUCAGCAAUGUAAAGAAAUGAUCAGAACUCAGCAACAGCUCUUACAGCAACAGCUUACAUGUGAUGAUGACACCACUCUGUUACUACAAGACUGCUAUUUGUUGGAAGAAAGAGAGCGUCUCCAGGAAGAAUGGAGACUAUUUCGAGAGCAAAAGAAGAAUUUUGAGAAGGAACGAAAAAGUUUUACAGAAGCUGCUAUUAGAUUAGGACUUGAGAGAAAGGCAUUUGAGGAAGAUAGAGGAGCAUGGCUGAAGCAUCAGUUCUUAAGUAUGACUGCUGAUUGCAAGUCUGAAAAUGCAACAACUCCAAGUGCCUUCUUAAGAAGUUCUGACACAGACCUUCGUUUAGUGAGAUCUGCAUCUCAGCAAAAAAGACCUCCCUCUGUGUUGAGUACUACUGCUUCACCAGAGCCUUGCCAGAUAUCCCAGUACAUUACACAAAACAGUGUUGCAUCAGAAAAACCUGGUGCAGAUUACAUGCCAAAUCUGUGGGUGGAAAGUGAUGACAAAGAAGAAACUGAAGAAUGCACAAAGACAUGGGAAGACUCUGGACUUGACACUCUAUGUAGAAACUUGCACAUGGAACAGCUGCCUUAGACUUCUAGGGUUGCCUGCUGGGAUUUUUGUUAGAGACUUGUUCAUAAACUUAUCAUUCUAAAUGAAACAGAAUGCUGUGAGUUUGAUCAUUCUUCUGGAGGAUUAUGUGGUGAUCUGAAUCGUGGUGUGUUUCUAUGUGUGUGCACAUGGCUUUUAUUUUUUAGACCAUUUUUUGCCUCUUUCUUGCAACUCUUGAAAGAAAAUUUAAGAAUAUAUAAAAGCUUUGAUAUUUUUCUAGUAACAGAAACUCUAGUUCUGUGAAUAAAGCAAUGGUCUGAAACUUUGACUGUAAUGAAAUACUGGAUCCUAAUGUUACCUUUCAUCACAGGCAGAGAUAGCACUUUUAGAAAUUGUUUAAUUAUUGGAAACAUGCAUUUAUGUCUCAAGUGUAACUGGCAUUAAAUCCUUUUUUGCCUCGACUUGAAUGUACAGUAUACUGUAGAUUUUUAACAAAACAGGUUCUAUAUUUAUUGUGUGAUUUGAAAAUACCUCUUUGAUAUCUCAAUGAUUUAAAGUGCAAAUCUUUAUAUAUUUGUAAAUAGAACAAGUGGUUAUGCUGAGAAACCAUGAAAUGAAACACAUGCAUACAUAAAUAUUAUUUUACAUGGCAUUUUAAAUUGUUUUCUAGUGAUACUCAGUUUACAGAUCCAUUGGGACUUUCAGUGGUUCAGUCAGGAACCAAAGUAUUUCAAAUGUGAACAAUAAACGUGUAAUUCUAUUC